UGUCAUAAAAGCGAGCUUACAAAAUCGAGAUAGUCAGAAAAACGUAGGCCAUGAUAGUUUUCAUUGCGAUCGUAAAAAUCCUUGUUUUUCUUAAUUUUUGUGACGCGAUGACAAUGAAACAGAUAAAAUCAACAGGAAAGAUGAUGCGAAAAACGUGUCAACCGAAGAACAAUGUUGCUGAUGAGAAAAUUGAUCCAAUGGUCAAAGGUGAAUUCAUAGAAGAAAAAGAAGUGAUGUGUUAUGUGGCGUGCAUAAUGAAAAUGGCUAAUGCGAUAAAAAAUGGUAAACUAAAUUAUGAAGCAGCUAUGAAACAAGCAGAUUUGCUUCUGCCUGAUGAGAUAAAGGAACCAGCUAAAGAAGCUUUAACAGCUUGUAGGAAAGUGGCGGACUCGUACAAAGAUGUCUGCGAGUCGUCAUUCUUCUUAACAAAAUGCAUUUACAACCACAAUCCAUCAGUUUUUUACUUUCCCUGAAAACUAGAUUAUAAAUAACGAUUUCAGUUUUACAAAUGAUUCCCCUUAUCUCAUUAAAUAAUAAACAUUUUUAUGUAAUUUGGAAUAGAUAUCAAACGAUAAGCAACAUACAAAUUUAGCAUCUCUCCUGAACCUGCGUUCUUUAACUUAAUAAAAAUAUUUUUCAAACAGCAA
Messenger RNA from Melitaea cinxia (Glanville fritillary), 647 nucleotides. RefSeq names its product general odorant-binding protein 72-like. NCBI's taxonomy places the organism in Eukaryota, Metazoa, Arthropoda, Insecta, Lepidoptera, Nymphalidae. Gene Ontology annotation, molecular function: dibutyl phthalate binding; odorant binding. Bases 51 to 473 code for a protein of 140 amino acids. The transcript is spliced from 5 exons. Gene Ontology annotation, cellular component: extracellular region. The record is from RefSeq and is a predicted model, not a curated record. Gene Ontology annotation, biological process: olfactory behavior; sensory perception of smell.